UUUGAGUCUGGUGGAGAGAGAGAGAGAGAGAGAGAGAGAAAGAGAGAGAGAGAGAAAAUCCCAAUACAAGUCUGGAGACGUUUGUCUGAGACGCUGAUUGUAUUUCUUUUGGCUGAACCAUAAAGAAGGGAAAAGAAGAGAACAAAGGCAGAUAGAGAAAAACAGAGAAAGAGAGAGAGAGAGAAAGAGAGAGAGAGAGAGAGAGAGAGAUCUCAGCCAUGAAGCCCUGCACAUGGAUCGGCUCUCUGACGUUCCUGCUGUACGUUUUUCCUGCAUACGCUGCUUACAGGGAAAGCAGACAAGUAUCUGUCGGAAAUCUACAAGGUGUCUGUCGCUAUGGCAACCGGCUGGACUGCUGCUAUGGAUGGAAGAAAAAUACAAAAGGCCAGUGUGAAGCCCAGUGUGAAUUCGGAUGUAAGCACGGAGAGUGCGUCGGGCCGAAUAAGUGCAAGUGUUUUCCGGGAUACACUGGCAAAACGUGUAGUCAAGAUUUAAAUGAAUGUGGGCUGAAGCCUCGGCCGUGUGAGCAUCGCUGCAUGAACACCUUCGGUAGCUACAUGUGCUAUUGCCUAAAUGGAUACAUGUUAAUGCCUGAUGGCUCUUGUGCAAACUCGAGGACUUGCUCUCUGGCUCACUGUCAGUACGGGUGUGAGGAAGUUCAGGGGGAAAUUCGCUGCCUUUGUCCCUCAACUGGUUUACAGCUCAGUUCAGAUGGAAAGACCUGCGUUGAUAUUGAUGAGUGCGUAACCGGGAAGCACCAGUGUCCAUACAACCGUGAGUGUGUCAACACCUUUGGGAGCUACUACUGCAAGUGCCAAGCGGGUUACGAUCUAAAAUACAUCAGUGGAAAAUAUGACUGCAUAGACAUCAAUGAGUGUCUUGCCAACACUCAUAAAUGUAGCCGUCAUGCAGAGUGUAUAAACACUGAGGGAUCGUACAAGUGCAAAUGCAAGCAAGGCUUCCGUGGCAGUGGGUUCGACUGUUCAGUAAAGCCCUUUUAUCACAGCAGCUCCUGGGACGCCGAGAAAGGCAGUGCUGAUGAAUUUCUGAACGCGAUCCCAGAAGUCCCUUCGAAGCCGCGCAUUCUUGGAGGGAAAUUCGAAAACGCCAUCCCGGAGCCCGGAGUGACCGGAUCCCCGAAAGUGCACCUACAGCCGUUUGAUUACGAUGGAGACGUUUACAUUGGGCCAAGACAGGAAGUGACACCACUGAUAGCGACCGGAGAGGAAGAGGAGCUGGAGGAGGAAGAGGAAGAGGAAGAGGAAGAGGAGGAGGAAGGAAACGGAGUGGACGGUGAGAGGCUGAACCCCCGAGGAGAUGUGUUCUUUUCUGACGUCGUCUACGGCCGGGGAACAGAAUUUAAGGAAAUCAACGCAGCACCUCUACAGGAAAGAUUCCUCACAGAUUGCAACUUCGAUUCGGGGGAAUGUGAAUGGGUUCAGGACAAAGAUGAUGACUCGGACUGGACCGUCCAUUACCACGAAAACGGAUUGCAGUACUACAUGGCGCUCAGUGGAAUUGUGGGUAACUGGAGGGAGCAGGCCAAGCUGAAGCUCCUCCUCCCUGAUCGGGUUCGUCAAGGGGCCUUCUGUGUAAGAUUCAGCUACAGGAUGGCUGCAGGGCUGCAGAGCGGAGCGCUGCGCGCGAUGACGGAAAACGGAAAAUCCCGCCACGUCCUGUGGGAACAGAGACGCGGCCGGGACGACGGAUGGCACACGGAGAACGUCGACGUGGCUUGGAGAGACAGAGCUCCUGAAUCGGUCGUCUUCGAGGGGACGCGCGGAAGCCUGGCGCGUGGAGAAAUCGGCCUGGAUAACGUGGUGCUGAUCUCAGGGAGCUGCCGUGAUGCUGAAGAGAAACUUUUUUAGAGAGAUGUUCUUAAGGAAAAUGUGUUAAAAACAUUACUGAAUACGUUAAAAAAAAAUUAAUUGAGUCGUUAAAAAAAAAAAAAAGGUUGAUGGAAGUAACAAGUAUUAGAUAAAAUUCCCCAAUAUAUUUUUUUUUUUUUUUUUUUACAUAUAAAAGCAGAUGGUGAAAUAAAUACGUUUCCUGAAUAAAUAACGUAAGAAAGCCGCGACAGCUUCAUUACAUUCUCCAGGAAGAAAAACGCAAAUAAAAGUGGAUUUCUUUAUUGUCAAUAAAUAAAUAAAUAAAUAAA
Pangasianodon hypophthalmus (striped catfish) is the source of this 2158-nucleotide messenger RNA. It is a transcript of the gene egfl6, whose product is annotated as EGF-like-domain, multiple 6. Gene Ontology annotation, cellular component: membrane. The transcript has 13 exons. The record is from RefSeq and is a predicted model, not a curated record. NCBI's taxonomy places the organism in Eukaryota, Metazoa, Chordata, Actinopteri, Siluriformes, Pangasiidae. Gene Ontology annotation, molecular function: calcium ion binding. Bases 219 to 1868 code for a protein of 549 amino acids.